AAGCGUGUUUUUCAGCAUGUCAGCUAUUUACAAUUACCUCCAAAUUAAAUUAGAAACUGCAGAGACUCCAAAUUAGUCUCUGGCAGUGAAGAGACGCUGAUGCCAGAGACCCGGACGGGACAAAAAGGACAGGAGUGAGGAAAAGCUCAGGUGAUCCGAAGACAGAAACACUGGAGGAGCGAACUUUCAUCAGAUUAAUGAGAAUAUAAAAAGAAGUGAGCAAACGUAGAGGAGAAAGUUAAUUAGAGAAUGAGCCGGAGUUCGUCUCAGAUCAAGCUGUUAUAGUUGUAGCAUCCAGGGAAGAGGUUCCUUCAGCUCCUGUUGGAGAACCGAGCAGAGGGACUUUAAGGAAGCAUCAUGACUCGUUUAUGUCUCCUAAUUGGACUCCUGAGUUGUCUUCACUUGGCAGGCUGUUUGCAGUGUUACACCUGUGUGUUUCCUGCCAUUUCUCCCAUGGACUGCCUGAAGUUUCCUCUGGAGUGUCCUGCAGGCCAGCGCUGCCUGUCCAGUGUGGCGAAAGGAAGGCGAGGCGCCCUUCAGCUGACGAUAUACGAGAAGAGUUGUGCCGUCCCGAUGCAGUGUGGCUUGGCCGGACAGAAGUACACUUCUGGGGUGUACUUUAACUACACCAACGACUGCUGCGACACGGAUCUGUGCAACGCCGCCGGGUCUGUUGGUGCCCUCGGCCUGAGAGGAGCGCUGCUCUGCCUGCUGCCUGCACUGGGCCUCCUGCUGGUCUGAACCGAACCACCAGAACCACCUGUGCCUCCAAAUGUCUCUUUCAAAAAGAACGGCUGAGACGUUAAAGGAAAAUUAAGUUUUAGCUCAUCACAAGUUGAACCAUCAGUAUCAUUUGUCAGAAGCAGCUCUUCUAGAAGGUAUUUAAUAAAAGUGGAAAACAUUUCUAUUGAAAGAUAUUUAUCUAGAAAGAAUGUUAAAAGUAAUUCAAUGUAACUUCUUUAGAUCUUCACUUGAAAAAUUUUUGUUCUUUCUGAACUCUUUUAAUCAAAAUUAUAAACUGCGGAGCAAGAAUUAUUAUUCAUAUUCUCCGAAUCGAAAUAUCAAGGCCAUAAGAAAUAAAAAUGCAUUAACUAGAAUAAAUAAUUACUUUAUUCUCAAAGUCUUUAUUAUUUUCUUAGUGUAGUCCUAAUUCUCCAUCACAUUAUGGUUAAUAGUAGUAAUUAUUAUAAUAACUACUAUCAUUAUAGAGUAAUAUAAAUUGUGUCAGCUAGCUUAGCAAAGUUAGCUCUUUGGUUGCCUAGCAACUCUCACUGUUCUUUGGUCACCUAGCAACACCGUGCUGAGGAACUUGCGGAGCAGCAGUUUCAGGUUUUGCCUCAUUACUGCUUACACAUAAACAACAGCAUGGGGAGAUGAGAGGAAAGGUUCGUUUCCUCUUAACAAACCUUCAGCAGCAUUUCAGGUAUAUAAAACAAAAAAUUAAUCAAUAAUUAUUGAUAAACUGACAUGAAACGCUCACGUUUUUCAGCCGUAUUGUCCAGGUAUAUGUUGUACUGACUGGAUUAAGGCCAGCUGUUUAAAAACAGACAAAUAAAAUAAUUCAGCUUAAAUGAACUCAAACAUGUAUAAAGUGACGAUGAGAGGAGUUGUGUUUUCAGUUUCAUGCUAGUCUUGGUGCUUCAGAUCAUCUGAUUUUUGUCAAGUUUUACAUGUGAAGUGUUUUUUAAGUUCCUGUGAAGAGAUUUAAAAGUCCUACUUCUCUUUGUUUUUUUAAGUUUCUAUAGAAAAACAAGUUUUUCAUUGUGUUCUGUUAGCUCAGCUAACACUGUUCUGUUUGGUACUGAUUCUGUUUCCCUAACAAAGCAUUUUGUGCUAAAUAAUGUAGAAUCAGUUCAUUUCUCUUGGGACUUUUACAAAUAUGGAGAUAAAUAAUAAAAGCCCUCAUAUUAUACAGAAUCUUCAUAGUUUUAGAUUAUGUCAUAUUUACACUGGUUAUUGUUUGACCCAUUGAAUUUGAUUAAAUCUCGGAUUAUAAUCUCUGACUGAACCAAAUAUAACAACUUCCUUGUUAGUCAGUCAUGUAAAGCAUAUUAUCAUAUUCAUCAAACUACAUAUAAAAUUGUUACAUAUUCAGCAGGAACUUCCUUCUGUUUUCUUUUUAUGUGGACUUUUCAAAACAAGCCAGAAAUAAAGAAGGACGCAUUUUAUUAUGAAGAUAUUUUUAUUGGAACUUUAAUAAAAGUGAAAUAAAAAUUU
This is a messenger RNA of Poeciliopsis prolifica (blackstripe livebearer), 2217 nucleotides long. RefSeq names its product prostate stem cell antigen-like. The record is from RefSeq and is a predicted model, not a curated record. The transcript is spliced from 3 exons. NCBI's taxonomy places the organism in Eukaryota, Metazoa, Chordata, Actinopteri, Cyprinodontiformes, Poeciliidae. The coding region runs from base 358 to 741 and encodes 127 amino acids.